AUGGGGACCAAGGUAGGCGGAGAGGACAGGCAGGGCUGCAGAUCUGCGUCGCUACCACUGGCGGCCGUGAGGGAUGCUCGAAUGUUUACAGAGUACGAUGGCUGCUGCCGCCUCAGUGGCGCAACCUGCUCAAGUGUCGCGUUCCCCUGGCCUCACCACAGUCCUACUAGACCCCCAGUACAGUUCUGUUCUCGUCCCUAUGGUAGAAAUCCCUGUGUCCCCAACAGGACUGGGCUUAUUCUCAUGACUACUAAAGCACUUACGGAUUGUUCACAGGGCUGUGUGACUUUUGAAGACGUGGCUGUGUACUUCUGCCAGGGAGUAGAGCUCCUGGAUGAAGCUCAGAGGCUACUGUAUCUCACUGUGAUGCUGGAGAACUUUGCACUUAUAACCUCACUGGUUCAGGAAUAUCAAAUGGAAGAGCUGCAUAAGCAAAGCUCUGGUCAGAUGGCCAGCAAGAUCGUUCAGCAGAUAAAGACAUCUGUGACCAAAAAUCCUUCUGUAGUGAGUGUUUGUGUAGAAAUGCCACAAGCCAGGACUCCAGAGGAAACUCUACUCACUGGGAAGACUCACCCCUGUGACAUCUGUGUUCCUUUCUUGACAGACAUUUUGCAUCUGGAUGACCUACCUGGACAAAAUCUGUUCUUUGUAGAGGCAUGUUCAAUCCUCCAGGGUCAAAAGAACCAUAGUGCCAAGAAUCCAUUAAAGGGAGAUGUAGACAGUGACUCUCUUAUGAAAAACUGCAUGCUCCAUGUGUCAGGGAAUCCCUUCAUCUACUGGAAAAUUAGAAAGGACUUCUCAGCUAAAUGGGAUAGUCUCCAGUCCCUGAACAGCUCCAAAGAUGAGAAGCUAAGUGAAAUCACCAAGUCUGUGGAGGCUAAUAGAAAAAGUCACUUUAAGUCACAAUAAUUCAGAAAACCUUCCAUCUACAAACUCAAGCUUGUUCAGCACCCAAGGGGAUGCACUGGAAAAAUAGAUUUUGAGCCUAGCAAAUACAGACAAGCCUUACAAGAUAAAUACUCACUUGUGCCAUCCCAGAGAGUUCCCACUGAAGAAAGACCUUAUAAGUGUAGGGAAUGUAGAAAAUCUUUUAGCCAAAAGGCUACACUUGCUAUACACCAGGGACUUCAUACUGGAGAAAAACCAUACAAAUGUGGCGAAUGUGGGAAGUCGUUCAGUCAGAGCUGCAACCUCAUUGAACACUGUAGAAUUCACAGUGGAGAAAGGCCAUAUGAGUGUGGAGAGUGUAGGAAAGCCUUUGGAUGCAAAUCCAAUCUUGUCCGACAUCAGAGAACUCACAGAGGGGAGAAGCCAUAUGAAUGUGACAAAUGUGGGAAAUGGUUUAGGCAAAGCUUCGGCCUCGUUGAACACCAGCGACUUCACACCACAGUGAGGCCAUAUGAGUGCAACCAGUGUAAGAAGUCCUUUAGUCAGCAAGCCACUCUCAUUAUCCAUCAGAGCGUUCACACUGGAGAAAGGCCAUACAAGUGUGGAGAAUGUGGAAAAUCCUUCAGCCAGGGUUCGAACCUUAUCGAACACUGCCGAAUUCAUACUGGAGAAAAGCCUUAUGAGUGUGGGGAGUGUGGGAAAUCCUUUAGCCAAAGAGCUACCCUCAUUAGACACCAGAGAAUUCACACUGGAGAAAGGCCUCAUGAGUGUAGGGAAUGUGGUAAGUUCUUUAGGCAAAACUUCAGCCUCAUCGAACACCGUAGAAUUCACACUACAACAAAAACUUAUGAGUGUGGCCAGUGUGGGAAAUCUUUUAGCCAAAGAGCUACUAUCAGACAUCAGUGAGUUCACACUAGAGAAAGGCCUUAUGACUGUGAGGAAUGUGGGAAAACCUUUGGGUACAAAUCCAAACUUGAUCGACAUCAGAGAACUCACACUGGAGAAAGGCCCUAUAAGUGUGCUGAAUGUGGGAAAUUCUUCAGGCAAAGCUACAGUCUUGUUGAACACCAGAGAAUACAUACCAGAGCUAGGCCUUAUGAGUGUGGCCAGUGUGGAAAGUCCUUUAACCGCAGGGCUGCCUUUAUUAAACAGAGAGUUCACACUGGGGAAAGGCCUUAUACAUGUGGUGAAUGUGGGAAAUCCUUCAGUCGAAGCACCAGUCUUAUUCGACAUUGCAGAAUUCACACUGGGGAAAGGCCCUAUGAGUGUGACCAGUGUAGGAAAUCAUUUAGGCAAAAGUCUGUCCUCAUUCAACACCAAAUAGUCCACACUGGAGAAAGGCCUUAUGAAUGCACUAAGUGUGGUAAAUCUUUUAGCCAGCGCUCAAGUUUCUUUCAACACCAAAAAGGUCAUGGCAUGGGGAAUACUCAGGAAGGCAGCAAAUGUGGCAAACUCCUUAACCCUGUGUCUAACAAAGCUCCUAAAAGUCCACAUUUUAGAAAGACCUCGGAGCAACAGGUAAUGUAAUCUUUUGCUCUUAACAGAUGAGCUGAAUAUUUUGGGUUUUUGUUGUUUGCUUGUUUGAGACAGGAUCUCCCUAAGUAGUUCUGGCUGUCUUAGAAAUUACUAUGUAGAGCAGGUUGGCCUCAGACUCACAAUGACCCAUCUGCCUCUGCCUCCCAAGUGCUGGGAUUAGAGGCAUGUGCCACCACACCCAGCUAAGAUGGUUUGAACUUUUUUGAGCAUGCCAUCUGCCAACAUGUAAACCCCACCAUAAACAUGUGGGUCUAAAGGGUCCCAUGCCUUCCAGGUAGUGUGAUGCAUAUGGAAGCUGCCCUUCAGCAGUCCUUGAUAGUUCUCCUUGCCCAAAUUAAAUCACUGCCACAUUAUUUCAUUGAAAGAGCGUCCCCUCUUAGCACCUUUACCAUAUGUGAACAUGUACCUCCAACAUGCCUGGGCUUCCCUAGAGGAAAUUAUCAGUGCCCUGCACCUUAGGGGUGACAUAUUUCCUUUUCUGACUGACUGACUGUAUGUGAGCCUGUAAUUUGGUUACUAAGGAGACUUCUGGGCAAAGGCUUCCUUUAAAUUCAUGGUCUAAUGUUACCCUUUGUAGUUGAGAUAGACUUUAUUCCCUUUUCUGACUGAAUAUACAUGUCCAUUUGAUACUUACACACUUCAACUCACUAAGUAGUCACAUCCUCUGUGGUAUUGUUCUGCUUUGUGCAAUAGAACAGGCCUUGUUCUCUCAUGUACUUUUAAUCAAGGGGUAUGGUUUGUCUCCCUUGAUGAGCAGAAUUCUAACAUAGGCCCAGUUUGUGCGAAAAGCAGGACAGUUCUUUAUGAAGCCCCCACUGUGUGUGCCACAGUAGACACACUGAGAGCAGUUCUCUCUCAGUGGUGUUUAGUUUACAAUGGUAGCCCAGUAACUACUAGCAUUGCUCCCACUGUAGGGAAGCAAGGCUUCCUGGACCUUGGCUUUUGUGGCCUAGGUGUCUUUAAUGUUACUGCUCCCCUCCUCCCCCGCA
Peromyscus maniculatus bairdii (prairie deer mouse) is the source of this 3413-nucleotide messenger RNA. The record is from RefSeq and is a predicted model, not a curated record. NCBI's taxonomy places the organism in Eukaryota, Metazoa, Chordata, Mammalia, Rodentia, Cricetidae.